Diachasma alloeum is the source of this 1100-nucleotide messenger RNA. RefSeq names its product nucleic acid dioxygenase ALKBH1 (gene AlkB). Lineage: Eukaryota; Metazoa; Arthropoda; Insecta; Hymenoptera; Braconidae. The record is from RefSeq and is a predicted model, not a curated record. Gene Ontology annotation, molecular function: oxidative RNA demethylase activity; broad specificity oxidative DNA demethylase activity; ferrous iron binding. The coding region runs from base 82 to 1038 and encodes 318 amino acids. Gene Ontology annotation, biological process: oxidative RNA demethylation. The transcript is spliced from 4 exons. Gene Ontology annotation, cellular component: cytoplasm; nucleus.
UAAAAAAUGACGGUAAUUUUGCAUUCCUAGAUGCGGCGCGCAGGCCUGUAAGAGUCUUAGUCAAUUGAAUCAGUAUGAAUAAUGUUCAAAGAUUACUUCAAAUAUUAUAAAAGCCGAAAUCCUCCACCGAAUAACGAGAAUGUAAUCGAUGUGCCAAACGGAGCUUCCCAACAGGUUAGAAGACUACCUGUGCAAUGUUCCAUACCAUACAACACUGAUAGAAGUAUCUUUGGAUUGAAGCCAGUGAAUUCUUGGGAGAUUUUCGAGCUCCCACAUAUUCCAGGGCUGAUUUUUAUUAAGAAUCCUUUCACCUCAUCUGGGCAACGUUACUGGAUCACAAGGUGCUUCAAGGAUUACUCGAGGAAGCCUAAUAAGUUAAAUAUUGAUGUCCAUGGAGUUCUGGGGGAGCAGGAGACGUGGUGGGAGGUUUGCACAAGAGGUGACCAGAGAGCUGCAGUGCUCAUCCCUAAACUUCGAUGGGCAACACUUGGAUAUCACCACAAUUGGGAUACGAAACAUUACACUGAAGAUGACAAAAUCGAAAUUCCAGGAGAUGUAGAUGAAAUGACGAAAGCCAUAGCGAAGGGCCUUGGGUUUGACAAUUUCAAAGCAGAAGCGGCUAUUAUCAAUUUUUAUAGGAUGAAUUCUACACUGGCUGGUCAUGUGGACCACUCCGAAGAUAAUCUUGAUGCUCCUCUUGUUUCUGUAAGUUUUGGACAGAGUGCAAUAUUUCUGAUUGGGGGACUGAAGUACGAGGAUCCUGCCCAUGCUCUUUUUGUACACAGUGGGGAUGUUCUGGUGAUGUCUGGGGAGUCCAGGCUGAGGUAUCAUGGAGUUCCGAGAAUCGUGACGGCCGGUAGAACACCUUGGGAUGAUGAACAAUCGAAGGAAGAUGAUGUCUUUGUGAAUAGUGAGGAUUGGAGCAAGGCUAGGAGUUUUAUUUCCGAAGCGAGGAUUAAUAUGAAUGUCAGACGAGUUUUAAAAUCAGGACAGAUGAAAUUGAAUGAUCAUGAAGCAGGUAGUGAAAUCGAUUUCUAGUUGAAUUUUGAAGAUGAUUGAUUAUUUAUGCAUUAUUUAAUAAAGUUUUAUCGAAAAGUAAA